Messenger RNA from Kwoniella shivajii, 2400 nucleotides. RefSeq names its product DNA replication licensing factor MCM7. Gene Ontology annotation, biological process: double-strand break repair via break-induced replication; DNA strand elongation involved in DNA replication; DNA replication initiation. The record is from RefSeq and is a predicted model, not a curated record. The transcript is spliced from 7 exons. Gene Ontology annotation, molecular function: single-stranded DNA binding; ATP hydrolysis activity; single-stranded DNA helicase activity. Gene Ontology annotation, cellular component: nucleus; MCM complex. Bases 1 to 2400 code for a protein of 799 amino acids. Lineage: Eukaryota; Fungi; Basidiomycota; Tremellomycetes; Tremellales; Cryptococcaceae.
AUGGCCGCUCCAGCAGUUGGUGUCCUACCCGUCGCCAGUAUCAAUAUCAAUUAUGAGGAAGAGACAGAAAAAAUACGCGAGUUUUUGACAUCUUAUGUACCUCCAGUCCGAAGCAGAAGAACAUUACCUUCGGAUGAUGAUGAAUUAGCCGAAGAUGAAGAUCAACAAGAUGAAGAAGAAGAUGAAGAUGAAUUAGCAGAUAACAUGUCAAGUUUAAAUGUCAGAGAAGAAAGAUCUAAAGCGAAAUACGUAAAGAUGUUGAAAAAAGUAGCGAAUAGACAGAAGGAGGAAGUCGUCGUGGAUCUGAAAGAUCUGAAAGAUUUCAGCAACGAUCAAACCCUCCUUCACAAUAUAACCCGUAACACAAGAAGAUACAUCCAACUGUUCUGCGAUGUCAUUGAUAAGAUCAUGCCUGAACCGGAUCACGAACUUGAUUUCACCUCUGACGUACUUGAUUUGAUCAUGCAACAAAGAAGGGAAAUGAAUGAACAAGUUCAAAAUGGGGAAAGAAAUGAAGAUGGUGGGAUGUUCCCUCCUGAAUUAAUGAGAAGAUAUAACCUAUAUUUCCGACCUCUGCGAAACACUGAAGUCCUCGCUGUAAGAGCCGUCCGAGGUGCUCAUCUCGGUCACCUCAUCACCGUACGAGGUAUCGUUACUCGAGUAUCCGAAGUGAAACCACUCCUUCUCGUCAACGCAUAUACAUGUGAUUCAUGCGGUAACGAAAUUUUCCAAGAAGUCGCUCAAAAAGCUUUCACUCCCUUAACCGUCUGUCCAUCUGCCGAAUGUACACAAAAUCAGACCAAGGGUCAAUUACACAUGCAAACUCGUGCAAGUAGAUUCCGACCUUUCCAAGAAGUGAAAAUUCAAGAAAUGGCUGAUCAAGUUCCCGUUGGUCAUAUACCACGAUCCAUGACUAUACACUUGUAUGGAUCAUUAGCAAGAUCAGUCAAUCCGGGAGAUGUGAUUCACGUAGGAGGUAUAUUCUUGCCAACACCCUAUACUGGAUUCAGAGCGAUCAGAGCUGGAUUGUUGCAAGAUACAUUCUUGGAAGCGAUGCAUGUUCAUCAAUUGAAGAAACAAUAUCACGCAAUGGAAUUAACACCUGAGCUGUCAAUUGAAAUUGAAGAAAUGAAACAAGAUCCAAAUCUCUAUAACAGAUUAGCGAACUCAAUAGCACCUGAAAUUUACGGUCAUGAAGAUGUUAAAAAAGCUUUACUAUUGUUACUUGUUGGAGGUGUAACAAAAACUGUCGGAGAUGGAAUGAAGAUUAGAGGUGAUAUAAACGUUUGUUUAAUGGGUGAUCCAGGUGUAGCCAAAUCUCAGUUAUUGAAAUAUAUCACAAAAGUAGCUCCUAGAGGUGUUUAUACCACUGGUAGAGGUUCUUCAGGUGUUGGUUUGACAGCUGCCGUAAUGAGAGACCCUGUAACCGAUGAAAUGGUAUUGGAGGGAGGUGCACUUGUGCUUGCCGACAACGGUAUCUGCUGUAUUGAUGAGUUUGACAAAAUGGACGAGUCAGAUCGAACGGCAAUCCACGAAGUCAUGGAACAACAAACCAUUUCCAUAUCAAAAGCAGGAAUUACCACCACUUUGAACGCUCGAACAUCAAUCCUGGCAGCUGCGAACCCUCUUUACGGCCGAUACAACCCCAAAGUCUCACCAGUCGAGAAUAUCAACUUACCCGCAGCGUUACUGUCGCGUUUCGAUGUUAUUUUCCUCAUCCUCGAUACACCUUCAAGAGAAGAUGACGAAAGAUUAGCUCAACACGUCACUUUUGUUCACAUGCACAACACACAUCCAGAAUUAGAUUUCGAGCCUGUUGAACCUACGUUGAUGAGACAUUAUAUCGCUGCGUGCAGAAGGAUUAGACCGAUUGUCCCACCUCAAAUGUCGGAAUAUAUCGUUUCGUCAUAUGUUCAAAUGAGGAAACAACAAAAGGAAGAUGAAGCGGAAGAUAAAGCAUAUUCAUACGUAUCAGCAAGGACCCUGUUAGCUGUAUUACGACUGUCACAAGCUUUAGCUAGAUUAAGACAAGAUAAUAUAGUUGGCCAAGGCGAUGUGGAUGAAGCUUUGAGAUUAAUGGAAGUUUCAAAAUCUAGUUUAUAUGAACAUGCGGCGUCGAGAAAUCAAGGUGAAGAUCAAACUGACACAUCUAAGAUCUUCAGAAUCGUUAAAGAUAUGGCAACUAUCUCUGCCAGAGAAAGAAGAGAUCAAAGUGAAGAAUAUCAAGAUCAAGAUGAAUUAGAAGAGUUAACGAUGACUGAUGUUAGAAAUAGAGUUUUAGCUAAAGGUUUCACUGAAACUCAAUUCAUGGAUACCCUCUUAGAGUACGAGAAUAUGGGAGUACUAGUUAGAACUGCAAAUAAUACGAGAUUGAGAUUUGUAGCUCCGGAUGAGUAUUAG